AUGCCUGGCUCCACUAUCGAAUCCUUCAAGGAUGCCAAAGUCCGAAAGAUCGUCGAGUAUGCAGUCGACCUCGAUAACCGCGAAGUCGCCCUCAUAGUCUUCAAGAUCCUAGACGAGAUGAAGCAAUUUUGGACCGUCCAAUGGGUUGGUUACUCUAUGAAGGAGAUAACUGAGGUUCUGAAACAUGAAAUCGCCUAUAAGCCCGGCUUCGGUGAUGUGAUCGUAAAGUGGCGACGGAGCUUGACGCAGAUGGAGUUGGUCAAAGUAGAGGAUUUCCCUCUAGGAGUUGACUACAACAGAAGAUUGCCAGCUUGGAUUGGGCAGCCGCCCGAGGUGGAAUGUGACAUCGACAUGGAGGCUUUUGAGAAUGGCGACUUUUGA
Messenger RNA from Fusarium graminearum PH-1, 381 nucleotides. RefSeq lists its product as uncharacterized. NCBI's taxonomy places the organism in Eukaryota, Fungi, Ascomycota, Sordariomycetes, Hypocreales, Nectriaceae. The coding region runs from base 1 to 381 and encodes 126 amino acids. The transcript has 4 exons. The record is from RefSeq and is a predicted model, not a curated record.